CGCUGUUAUAUCGAUUAACUUCCAUCUUUAGGAGUCGGGCACGUUUUUUUUUUGUAAACAAACGGAAUAACCUUUUUAAAAACUGAAAUGGGCGCCCUUGCAGAGUUGGCUGGGGACGAGAAGAAUGGCGAGGGAUCUCGCACAUUUGUGUUCUUCAACGAGGGCCAUACGCUGGGCAAUGCGCUCAAGACGAUAAUUGCUCGAUACCCGGAGGUAGACUUUUGCGGGUACACCAUUCCGCAUCCCACCGAGCAGAAGCUGCACUUCCGCAUUCAAGCCCGCAGAGAGCGAGCCGUAGAUAUACUGAAGCGGGGACUGGAGGAUCUGGAGGCGCUGUGCGAUCACACAAUGGUCACAUUCGAGAAUGAGAUGAAGGAAUUUAAUACUAUGAAAGAGGAGAAUACAUGAUGGGCCCGAGGCUAUAAACUAGA
Molecule: messenger RNA, 431 nt
Organism: Drosophila serrata
Lineage: Eukaryota; Metazoa; Arthropoda; Insecta; Diptera; Drosophilidae
Gene: Polr1D
Product: RNA polymerases I and III subunit AC2 l(2)37Cg
Biological process (GO): transcription elongation by RNA polymerase I; transcription by RNA polymerase III
Cellular component (GO): RNA polymerase I complex; RNA polymerase III complex
Molecular function (GO): protein dimerization activity; DNA binding
Source: RefSeq, a predicted model, not a curated record